AUGGCGGAGAAUGGAGGGAGGACGGAGAGCAUACACGAUGAGGGAUGGUGGAAGAAUGCGAACCAUGACAGCACUCAGCGACUUGCAGAUCAGUUCGACUUCAAUGAAUGGCAAUGGUUCCUGCAGAGCGAAUCUGCUCCUCCUGUUCCUCCUCCCGCAGCCGUUGUUGAAGGCCUUGCCUCUCCCGAGCACUUCACGUGGCUGAGAAGCAAGGAGGGUCUGGAGCAGGAGCUCUUCAGCGAGGGGGUCGUCCGUAUUGGUUCUGUCAGCGACCAGUGGCUCAACUUAGCACAACAUUUCUGCAAGACGAAUCCCUUUGACAAUGUGCUAUCACUGGGAAGUGAGAGGAGGGAGGAUGGUUACGCAGAGAAAGGCAGAGUAUUCGCAGGGCCAUGGGAGGAGUGGAUGAAGAGCCUCAAGCAUGAGUACUCCUACGCGAGCGUCAUCACCGCCUUUCCUACCUCCGACCAUCAUCAGGGCUGGCACAGAGACACGCCUGACGACGAGGAGAACAGCUACCAUCAGAUAACGCUCAUGGUCUACCUCACCGACGUCACACAAGCCAAUGGCGCCACUCAGUUCCGUCGCAUCGCAUCGCAGGACGAGAUGCUCAUUGAGGGCUCUCGCGGAACCGUCGUUGCCUUCGAGAGCAGCCGCACGGAGCACCGAGGGCUGGCGAACCGCCAAGACAAGCCGCGCGUGCUGCUGUACAUCGCCUUUGAUGACUGA
This is a messenger RNA of Guillardia theta CCMP2712, 729 nucleotides long. RefSeq lists its product as hypothetical. Lineage: Eukaryota; Cryptophyceae; Pyrenomonadales; Geminigeraceae. Bases 1 to 729 code for a protein of 242 amino acids. The record is from RefSeq and is a predicted model, not a curated record. The transcript is spliced from 3 exons.